Molecule: messenger RNA, 4978 nt
Organism: Bradysia coprophila
Lineage: Eukaryota; Metazoa; Arthropoda; Insecta; Diptera; Sciaridae
Gene: Dll
Product: homeotic protein distal-less
Biological process (GO): regulation of transcription by RNA polymerase II
Molecular function (GO): DNA-binding transcription factor activity, RNA polymerase II-specific; RNA polymerase II cis-regulatory region sequence-specific DNA binding
Source: RefSeq, a predicted model, not a curated record
CUUUGUUCGUGGUUGGUCGCGCAACAAUAUCGUUAGCUCUAUUAACAAAUUAUAACAACAUACAUUUGUAUAUAAUAUUGUAUGGCAUUAAAAUCUUUAACUCGCUUAAAUCGACUGCGAUUAUAUUAUUAUGGGUGAAGAUAUAUAAUUUGGACAGUUUUUGCGACAAUUAGUGACAAUUGUAUAGUGCGUUUACCACUCGAAACCUAAAUUGGAGUGGUUGUGUUUAACCAUAAUCUCUGUGUGUAGUUUUUUUUCCCUGGCAUUAUUUUUGUUUUGUGUGUUUACGAAAAUUAGUGUUAUUGAAUUUAAUUCGGGAUGAAUUGUUCGCCAAUUUUCAUACCACAAUUUUCGAUAUCGUUUUUGGUAUCAUUAUUGGAAUCGUGCUAGAUAAUUGUGUGUAUAAGCGGGUGAAAAAAAAAAACGUAUUAUUGGAAAAUAAAGGAUAUAAUGGUUAGCACACCAAUUUAAAUGGAUAUUAUGUUCCUACUGCGAAAACGAAAUAAUUAGAAGUAUAAAUGCUGUGAUUAUAUAUUGAUUUUGUCGUUUAGCACCAAAUUAAUUUUUGAUCGAUUGAAUCAAUUCGUCGGCUUUAUAACUGGAAAGUUAAAAAGAAAAUCACCCAAGUGACAAAUGAAUGAAUUUUUUUUUUGAACUUUGUGCUUUACACCAGCUUACUGAAAACCAUAAUACAAUCCACAAACUAGUUAAUUUGAUUCACUCGUAUAUAUCGUUCGAUUUCAACUCAUUUUACCGUCGGUAUUUGCAUAAUAAUCGCAAACACAAUUUUUAGCUUUUGCAUUUAAACUUAUAAUUCAAUUAAUAGUUUGUUUAUCAACCAAAAUAUACUUUUACUUAUCGAUGAAAAAAUAAAUAUUUUGUUUUGAUUUGACAUUCAGUUCGGUAUGAAUGAAAAGAAAAGUGCAGCGAUACUUAACAACAUUUCAACAAUUCAAUUUCCAUUCUAAAAACACAAACACGUUCGAUUUCACAACGUGAAAGUGUUUCGAUCACAGUGUUCCAUGGUGUGGUUUCAUAUUGUUUAUUAUAUCGGUCGAAUAUAAAAACAUCAAAAGGAAUCAACCCCUGUUGCACAGCAGGAUUUUACCUCGAAUAUUUUCGGAUUGUUAACGGUGAAGUGUUUUUAUAAAAUAAAAAAAAAAAUAUUAUAAACAACAUCCGUAAUAAAUUGAGAGGUUUCAAUAUUUGUUACGAUAUUAUAUUAAGAAAGAAAGAAAAUUAAAUCAAAAAUAAUUUUUUAUUGUUGUGAAUGGUCUGAUUUGAUCAAGUGACUGAAGUGAAUAAACCACAGCGCAACCAUACAUUUAGAUAAAGUGGCCUCUUUAGGCGCCAACACGCUUAACUUUACGGAUUUGGGGAGCCCUUACGAGGGCCCCCCAGGAACGCCACAUUCCGGAAUGGAUGCACCAGAUGCUCCGCACACUCCAAAAUAUCUGGAUGGAGGUGCGACAACCAUUCCCGGUAAAUCGGCGUUUGUGGAAUUACAGCAGCAUGGAGAUCAUUACGAAUUUUUCAGGUAUGGUGCGAUACGCGGUGGUUAUCAACACUUUGGUGCACAAGGCGGACAAGAUUCAGGUUUUCCAAGUCCGAGAAGUGCGUUAGGUUAUCCAUUCCCUCCAAUGCAUCAAAAUUCGUAUUCAGGUUAUCAUUUAGGAAGUUAUGCACCGCCGUGUUCGAGUCCGCCAAAAGAUGAUAAAUGUGAAGACACUGGUUUACGGGUGAAUGGUAAAGGGAAAAAAAUGCGAAAACCUAGAACAAUUUAUAGUUCACUACAAUUGCAACAAUUAAAUAGGCGGUUUCAAAGAACACAGUACCUAGCUUUACCAGAACGAGCAGAAUUAGCAGCUAGUUUGGGAUUAACGCAAACUCAGGUGAAGAUUUGGUUCCAAAAUCGACGGUCGAAGUACAAGAAGAUGAUGAAAGCCGCCCAAGGUCCUGGCGUCGGUGGCGGUCUACCGUUGGGAGCUCCAACGCCCGGUUCACACAGUCCGAACCAUCAGUCAAUGCAUCCAGAUUUUACAGGUGGACAAGGCAAUGGUUCAAGUAGUGGAUCACCUUCACAUUUUCUACCUCCAGGACAUAGUCCAACACCAUCAAGUACACCUGUAUCUGAAUUAUCACCUGGUUUAAGUCCGCCCAGUCAAGCUCCAUGGGAACAGAAACCACAUUGGGGUGAUCAUAAGCCUCCACAAAUGACACCUCAACCACCUCAUGCACCGCCACAAUCACAUGCACAAAUGGGUGGCUAUGUACCUCAAUAUUGGUAUCAACCAGAAACGAAUCCGUCAUUACUAACGGUCUGGCCAGCCGUUUAACAUCAUGACUGGAUUAGUACAACACAUAGACACAUCAUUUCCUCAUAAUGAAGGGAAUAUUCACCAGUGGUCUAGGACAAACUUACCCAGUGUAACAUAUAAGAAUUUAUGGAUGAUCCAAAGUAAGGUUUCUUUUUUUAAUUAAAUUUAAUUUCUUUUUCUUUUUGUAAACGAAAAAUAUUGUGUGACGAAGAAGAGUGUGUUGGAAAAUGGAAUAAAGAAAAGUGGAAAAUUAAAUUCAGAGAAAAAAAAUAAGAAAAAUAAAAUUGGCAAAUUAUUUGAAUAUUUUUGAAUGAUCUCAUUUAAAAAUAAUUAAUUAAUUUAAUGAAGAAGAAGCAAAAAUUGAAUUUGUGUUUAUCACUUGGAGUUUAUUAAUUAAAACAAUUGUGUAGUAAACUAUUAAUUUAUAUGAUAAACAGCGCUGUGCAAUAAUAUUAUAAUGAACUUUAUUAUGAACAAUUUGAUUUUUAAUUAUUUUUUUAUAUUUUGAAAUCGACAUUGAGAUAUCGAGAACUACAAAAAUUGAAAAACUGACCGGAAAAUAAUGGAAUUUGAAGUGAAAAAUUGAUUUUCCAUUUGGAGAAACGCAAGAGAUAAAUUUAAAAAAUAUUUUCAAUCCAAUAUUAAGUUGUUGAUCAACAAAAUCGUGUCCGCACGGGCGUGACGCGAGUCUCUAUUAUUUUUUAUUAUUUGUGUUUCGUUGUAAAUGGAUGGAACAUUUUUUCUUACUUUUUCUAUUUAUUUUGUUUAAAAAAAAUUAUUCUCCCUCUUUAAAAAAAUUUAAUUUAAUGACAUAAACAGAAUGUGAAUAUGGACUGGACGGGAUGUGUAUAGUUAACUAAUAAAUUUUAUUGAUGUGAAUGUAUAAAAAACAAUUGAAAAAUGUUUGUAAAAUAAUGUAACUUUGUGGUGAAUUUGUACAGUUUUUAUUUGUCUCUUUUUUUGCUAUAAAUAAAUUUAGACGAAAUAUCACCGUUGACCUAUCUGCGAACUCACGUGUCGUGUCAUUGACGCUCUUCAAAAAUAUUAUUUUCUCAACGUUUCGCAUUAAAAGGAUAAAAUUUAAAAUAUUGGAUGUUGGGUAAAAAAAGUAUUUUGAAUCAUUUCUUACUUAUGCCAGACAUUUUCAAAGAAAGUACAACGGGUAAACUAUCCUGGAUAGUCAUCUGUUAUCGGCAACGAUGGCAAAAAAUGAGCAAUGAACGCAUGUUAGGUCUCUUAUUUAUAUCAAAACGUAUACUAAAACACGUGAAGUAGAAGAUUUUGUUUCGAACACUACGUGAUACUUUGAACAAAAGUAGUAACAUAUAUUAAAGAUUAGCGUUUUCAGUUUCUAAAAUGUGAUUAUAUAUCGUGACCUUCCUUCCUUUUGGUAUCCCAGACAGCACUUUCCACCAAAUAGUGCCAGAUCAGGCCUGACUCGUCGUAUUCUGAAAUAUCAGUUUUCUUUUGAAUUAAAAGUGAUUUUUUCAUAGUUCAGUUAAACUCCUACUCAACGAAUUUGUAGCCUCAAGAAUUCAUAAUUCGGAGUACAGGUUUAAUACGUUCAAAGCAAAGCGAGAGAUUUCAAAACUAUUUGUUAUUAAAGGAGAGUCUGUUUCAUUUUGACAACAAAUCAAAUUAGAGAAACAUGCAAGGGAAAAAAGCUCGGGCAAACCUUAAUGAUGUUUCUUUGUUCAACUUUUUGUUGAGAAAACCUUGACAUCAUCGGGAAUCAAGGCCGGAUAUUUUUGGUGGAAGGCUAGGAAUCCACCAACGUCCCACCAAAAAAGCUUUAAGAAUCAUAUUAGACAAAAAUAUAGAGUCGAAGUUACAAUGUAAAAAUAUGACAAAAAUAAUUUCUUGUUCUCUAAGAAUAAUAUGAGGUUCUGUGUGCAACUCCAAGAAUAUGAGGUUCUCAACAAUUCUCAGGACAAUUGAUAAUGUUUCACAGACUCCUAUACCAUCUGUCAUCGGAAGCAACGUCAAAAAUAAGCAAAGAGCUCUGGCUAAUGCAGUUCUAUAUAGAAAAAUGUAUGUUAAAACCAUAGAGGAUUUAUAACAAAUGAAGUAAUAGACAUUAGACCUGUUCCGAAUGUUUAGACAAAAAUAAGUAACAGACUCGAUAUUUCUGCUAAUGAUUUGCUUUCCAUAUGUGAAAGCUUAAAGUGGUAAAUUAGAAACAAAUUAAUAAAAGAUUGCUCAAAGACUGCUAGACAACAUUGGUAGCAUUUGAUUUUCCCUUAAUUUCUUUAGUCCUCUUCAUUUAACCCAUUAGCCCGACCGUCUACAGAUGUAAACCACGGAAAGCAAAGAAAAUCCACGACUAGAAACUGUACAAACAAUGUUGUUAAUGUACAAAAAAAUGCAUAAUGUAAAUUAAUUAAAUUAUAAAAUCGAUUUUUUUUAAAUUAAUCUAAAUGACUAAUUUGUAACAAAAGAGAAAAACUAGAAAUACGAAAAGAACACAGCAAGACAGUAAAAAAACAAACAUAGGAAAUACAGUAGAUAUCGAGAGAGGAAGUACUACGGAAAUUUAUAUGCUUAAAGAGUUUGGAAGAAAAAAAAAUGAAUAAAAAUGAAGUUACAAAAUCGUUUGACAAAAAAAGUAUUUAUAUAAAAAAAUGAAAAUAUUUCGUAUUUUGUACCCAAAUGGAAAAAAA